CCAACUGCCAGUGAGUCAGUUUGGGAUGACCGUAGCUGCAAGUGCGGCUCCCCCAUUUGAAAUUUGAAUUGCGCUGCAGCGCCAUCUCUGGAGCCGCCACUGCGUCACUAGUAUAAGUGGAAAGGGCAAAACAAAGAACUUCUUUCCAGUUAACACUUAUUUUGUAGAUGUGUUUAUUGGCUGGCCAGGACGAUCUCAUGACUCCCGAGUUCUUGCCAAUUCAGGUCUAUUCAACAUUGUAGAGGAGAAGCAGGAUGGCUGGCUGUGCCCCAAAGAGAUGAGAAGUUUUACGUUCCAUGUUGGUAUUCUCCUGGUGAUACAAUGUCUUUCGGGUAAUUCUGAAUCGACAACCAAACCCAAUGAAUGUAUAGCAGGAGUUCCGGGUAUCCCAGGUACCCCAGGUUUGAAUGGACAGCAUGGACAGCCAGGAAGAGAUGGUAAAAAUGGAGAAUCAGGACAGAAAGGUGACUCAGGUGCACCAGGAGAAAAAGGACCACAGGGCCCCCCUGGGAAAGUAGGUCCUCCAGGAAAGGAUGGCGUUCCAGGCACUACUGGUGCUCCAGGAUUACCAGGUUUCCCUGGACCACUUGGCAAAAGAGAAUCCUACGCAUUUCAUGUGGGAUUGAAAUCUUCUUCACCAUCUAUUACUGGACCAAUUAAGUUUGAAAAAGUAUUUUACAAUGAAAAAAGUCUGUACAACACAGAAAGUGGUAAAUUCACUGCUCCAGUAGAGGGACUUUAUUUCCUUACCUACCAUAUUACAGUAUACAAUAAAAAUGUACAUAUUUCCCUGAGACACAAUGGUAAGAUUGUACAGUAUAUGUAUCAUGUGUACGGUUCCAGCACUCAGCAAGCUUCUGGGGCCUCUAUUCUAGCACUGACGAAAGGAGAUGAGGUUUGGCUGGAGGUGGUCGAUGGGCACAAUGGUCUUUAUGCGGACAGUAAUGAUGAUUCUACCUUCUCUGGCUUUCUGAUUUCAUGACUUAUGACAUGACUUAUGACAUUUCUAUGAGAAUUCCUUUAAAGUAUUUACAGAAACAUAGUCAUAGCUAAUGUUUCCACAAUAAAGCUUGAUUUUCGUCUUCAGGACUGUAACAUGUUUAAUUUGGGUCGUUGCAUGUACAUUAUAUAAAAAAAUGCUACAUUCAAUGCUUAAUAAUAAAAUGAUAUAUAUGGAA
Molecule: messenger RNA, 1178 nt
Organism: Pseudophryne corroboree (corroboree frog)
Lineage: Eukaryota; Metazoa; Chordata; Amphibia; Anura; Myobatrachidae
Product: adiponectin-like
Exons: 4
Coding region: 278-982 (234 amino acids)
Molecular function (GO): protein binding
Source: RefSeq, a predicted model, not a curated record